This is a messenger RNA of Arthroderma uncinatum, 3180 nucleotides long. RefSeq names its product replication factor C subunit 1. NCBI's taxonomy places the organism in Eukaryota, Fungi, Ascomycota, Eurotiomycetes, Onygenales, Arthrodermataceae. The transcript has 5 exons. Gene Ontology annotation, biological process: DNA repair; DNA replication. Bases 1 to 3180 code for a protein of 1059 amino acids. Gene Ontology annotation, cellular component: nucleus; DNA replication factor C complex. Gene Ontology annotation, molecular function: DNA clamp loader activity; ATP hydrolysis activity; DNA binding. The record is from RefSeq and is a predicted model, not a curated record.
AUGGCACCAGACAUCAGAAACUUUUUUGGCCCAAAAGGAGGCCAGGGUGCAGCACCAAAGCCUGCUAAGCCAGCACCCAAGCCAUCAGAGGACAAAUCAAAUCCUCGAAAAAGGAGAAGUAGAAAAGUCGUGGAUGAUAGCGACGAUGACGAUGACACGCCUAUUAAAGCUCCCCCGAAGCCCCAGCCAAAGAAAAAACAAAAACCCGAAGAGCCAAAGGCUGAGCCUACCACGACAUCGGAAUACUUUAGCUCAAGCAAGAAGAGCCGCAAACCGAGCACAUCUACUGAUAUUAAGCAGUCGAAGACACCCAACUUGGAAAAGACCGCCUUAGUCACACGAGAGAGCCCACGGAAAGCUGCCAAAAAUGUUCCUUCAGUUGAAAUCCAUGAACCUCCACCAGUCGCAAAAGAAGAAGUAAAGAAGCCCUCUAAAGUAGAGCGGAUCGUCGACGCGGAGGAACAUCUGGGAGGAGACGAUAUUUUUGCCUCCGAAUUUCAGACAUCCGGAAAGGCCGAUGAUGACUAUGAGGAAGAUGAAGGGUCGGAUUUCGAUGAUAUGGUUGUGAAGCCUCCAACUGCGGUAGAUACAUCAAAGACGGAGAAGUCAAGUCCAGCACUUCAACCUAACCGAAAAGUGCAGAAGAGAAAGUCAGCUGCCCUGAGCGAAGACGAGGGGGCGAGUGAGGACGAUGGUGAAAAGAAGAAGAAAACUCCCCGUGCGCGGGCCUCGAAAACAGCAUCCAAGUCUACCCCAAAGAAACCAAGGGCAAACAAGGUGGAUCAACCGGAAAGCAAAGAAAUACAGGACAUACUUAAUAGUAUUCCUGAAGUUAAAGCACCUUCACCACCAACAGAGACGAAGAAAUUUAAUUUCGCCGCAGCUGCUCAGCGAGCUCAAUCCAAUGGUGCCAUUGAUAAUGCAGAUUUACCCGUUGGAGAGCCAAACUGUCUCGCCGGCCUUUCAUUUGUCUUCACAGGCAUUCUCCAGACCCUUGGUCGAGAGCAAGGGCAGACUUUGGUGAAAAAAUAUGGAGGCAAAAGUAUGACUGCUCCCAGCUCGAAAACGAGCUAUGUCGUGCUAGGUAGCGAUGCUGGUCCGAAGAAGCUUGAGACCAUCCAAAAGUACAAACUCAAGACAAUCAAUGAGGAGGGUCUAUUCGAGUUGAUUAGGAAACUUCCUGCAAACGGGGGGGAUGGAAAGGCAGCUAUUCAGUAUGCCGAAAAGAAAAAGGCCGAGGAGCAAAAAAUCAAAGAAAUGGCGGCCGAGAUAGAUCGUGAGGAAAAGAAACGUACGGUAUCGAAGGCUCCAGCCCCCAGCGUUUUAAGUCAGAGCUCUAAGUCUAAGAGCAUUGGGGAUAAAAAUGAAGCUGUUGACGAUCGACUCUGGACCACUAAAUACGCUCCUACUUCCCUUAAUAUGAUCUGUGGAAACAAAGGCACAGUGGAAAAACUUCAACAUUGGCUCCGUACCUGGCAUUCGAACGCUAGAGCUGGUUUCAAAAAGCCUGGUAAAGACGGAUCUGGGACUUAUCGUACCGUUAUGAUACACGGCCCUCCAGGCAUUGGGAAGACGACAGCUGCUCAUCUAGUUGCGAAGCUUGAGAACUUUGAUAUUGUCGAGACAAACGCCAGCGACACUCGAAGCAAAAAACUACUUGAAACAUCAUUACGCGGAGUCCUUGAUACUACAUCUCUACAAGGAUACUUUUCGGGCGAGGGGAAGAAAGUAGAACCUGGCAAGAAGAAUUUAGUUAUGAUUAUGGAUGAAGUUGACGGAAUGUCUGCCGGCGAUCGAGGUGGUGUUGGUGCUGUGGCUGCUAUUGCAAAGAAAACAAGGAUUCCAAUAAUCCUCAUUUGCAAUGAACGAAGACUACCCAAAAUGAAGCCUUUCAACCACGUCACAUUCGAGUUGCCAUUCAGACGACCAACGGCAGAGCAAAUUCGUGCACGAUUGUUUACCAUAUGUUACCGAGAAGGCAUAAAGAUACCGCCGCAGGUACUUGAUGGCCUAAUUGAAGGAACCCACGCCGAUAUUCGACAAGUAAUUAACAUGCUAUCAACGAUAAAACUCAGCACCAGUAACCUCGAUUAUGAUCAAGGCAAGGAAAUGUCGAAAGCAUGGGAGAAACAUGUUAUCCUGAAGCCCUGGGAUAUCGCUGGAAAGAUCCUGAGUGCGCAAAUGUUUGCUGCAAGCUCAAAGUCGACUCUCAACGAAAAGAUUGAACUGUAUUUCAACGACCAUGAGUUCAGUUACCUCAUGCUGCAAGAAAAUUAUUUAAAAACAAACCCUAUGGCUGCCAGCACUUAUAGUGGCAAGGAGAGGCAGUACAAAUUACUGGAGCUAGCUGAUAAAGCUGCAGAGAGCAUCAGCGAUGGCGACUUAGUGGAUAGAAUGAUCCAUGGCUCGCAACAGCAAUGGAGUCUGAUGCCAACGCACGCAGCGUUCAGUUUUGUGAGGCCCGCUAGUUUUAUGGCUGGAAAUAUGAUGGAUAGGGUUGGUUUUACUAGUUGGUUGGGUAAUAAUAGUAAACAAGGCAAAAUGGCAAGACAAGUCAAGGAAAUUCAGGGGCACAUGCGUCUGCGUGCCUCAGGCGACCGACAUGAUGUUCGCCAGCAAUACCUACCCGCAAUCUGGAAUAAGACCGUCAGGAGAAUGGAGAUUGAUGGCAAGGAGGCUGUCGAUGAAGUCAUCGACUUCAUGGACAGCUACUUCUUAACCCGAGACGACUAUGAUUCUAUCACUGAGCUCGGCCUUGGUCCUAUGAAUGAGAAGAAUAUCAACAUCCACUCCCAAACAAAGGCAACCUUCACACGUCUAUACAAUCAACGCUCCCACCCUUUGCCGUUCAUGAAAGCGUCCAGUGUUGUAUCGACAAAGAAGCUACCCAAAGUAAAACCAGACUUGGAAGAUGCAAUUGACGAAUCAGACGAUGCCGAAGAAAUCCUGGGUGAAGAAGAGGUCAAGGACGAAGAAAGCGACCUAGAUUUAAAGAAGGACAAGUAUGUGAAAGCCGCAAAAGCGAAGAAGGCUGGAGCUGGCGCGAAGAAGGCCGGCGCGGCGAAAGCGAAGCUCAAGAAGCCCAAAAAGGCUGCCAAUUCAGAUGAUGAUAUUGAUAUAUCCCAAGACGAGGCCCCGAAAAAGAGAGGCCGGAAACCAAAGGUAAAAGGUAACGCGUAA